Messenger RNA from Rhododendron vialii, 2092 nucleotides. RefSeq names its product glycosyltransferase family 92 protein RCOM_0530710-like. The transcript is spliced from 2 exons. Bases 240 to 1913 code for a protein of 557 amino acids. Lineage: Eukaryota; Viridiplantae; Streptophyta; Magnoliopsida; Ericales; Ericaceae. The record is from RefSeq and is a predicted model, not a curated record.
GACACGAUAGUAACAUCGAUCCCAAAUUCCCAAUCGCCCCUCUCUCUCUCUCUCUCUCUCUCUCUCUCUCUGUUCAUACUUUUCCACAUAGUUUUUGAGGGAUAAUUUGAAAAGUAAAACGAAAAACAGAGGACAACAACCACCUUCUAUAAAUCAUUCAAAGAAAUUUCCCCAAUGAAUGAAACUCAGGGAAAAAGAAGAAGAAGAAGUAGAAGGAAACAGAUUCGAUCAGAUUCAGGAUGGUUCUUGAGAUGGGCAUGAAGAAUCGAAGAAAACGCGAAGGCCAAUACGUUGUAGCCUUGAACAGAGCAUUCUGUUGCCUUCUCGUUCUCGUCUUCUUCUUCGGUUUCUCUUUCUCCACUCUUCGCCUUCUAUUAAGAGGAAAUUCCCGUCCACGAUUGAUCUCAUUAGGGAAAACUCCAGCACUGAAAGUCAUCUCCGGCAACUCUCCGGCCGUCUCUGUCCGAGAAACGGUCACAUUUCCAGACCAGACUCUGAUUUUUCUAAAAUACCCUCAAACAACCCCGUUAUUCACCAAAGAUGACAUCAACUGUGUUUAUUUAUCCCCCAACUCAUCUCAACCUCAGCUAAACCUCCAACCGUUUUCCAUCGACGGUGAAUAUUCCGACCUCCAGAUUGUAUGGUGCCCGAUUCAGCCACGUGGUCUUACAGCCUCCAUUGUUAUUAAAUCCAACGGUCAUCUCCUCCCAAUUGGGCCCACUUACAGUUGGGAUUCGUUAGCGUAUGAGGCCCUAAUCGACCGGGAUAACACCACAAUUGUUUUCGUGAAAGGGCUGAAUCUACGGGGCGGAAGAGCUGCAGACCCAUCUAGAUUUGAGUGUGUGUACGGCUGGGAUUUCACCAAAUCAAAGCUUUUUCUACGAUCGGAGGUUAUUUCGAUUGGUCAAGAGGUCGUACGGUGCAAAACUCCUUUGAGUAUAUUGAGUGGUCCACAGAGUGUGAAUUCUUCCAUUAAGGUUUCAGUUAGAGGUAUUGGUAGGCCCUUAAUGAGUUCAGUAGCCCGGCCCAAUCGGCGAUUGGAUCCUGACCCACCCGUCCGGAAGCAACACGAGAUUUGUGUCUGUACAAUGUUGCGAAAUCAAGCUCAGUUCCUGCGGGAAUGGGUCGUGUACCAUGCCCGGAUCGGAAUCCAGAGAUGGUUCAUUUAUGACAACAAUAGUGACGAUGAUAUUAGCAGUUUGAUUGAGUCACUAAAUGAUGAGAAUUUCAAUAUAACCCGACAUCUGUGGCCUUGGAUCAAGACCCAAGAGGCCGGGUUCUCCCAUUGUGCAUUACGCGCUAGGGAUUCUUGUGAGUGGGUCGGGUUUAUUGACGUCGAUGAGUUCCUACAUUUUCCUUCAGGCUUGUCACUGCAUGAUGUUAUUGGGAAUUUGACUGGUAGUGUGGCUGAGUUGCGGGUCUCGUGCCAUAGUUUCGGCCCAUCAGGCCUCAAACGGGUGCCCGCAAAAGGAGUUACGCAAGGGUACACGUGUCGGAUGGCUGCCCCGGAGAGACACAAGAGCAUAGUGAGGCCGGAAGCAGUGAACUCAACCCUUAUCAAUUCGGUGCACCAUUUUCACUUGGCCAGCGGUUUCGUGUUUGUGAAUAUGGAAAGACAUGUACUGGUGAUUAAUCACUAUAAGUACCCAGUGUGGGAAGUGUUCAAGGAGAAGUUUUACAGGAGGGUGGCUACUUAUGUGGCAGAUUGGCAAGAAGAUGAAAAUGUAGGGUCUAAGGAUCGAACCCCGGGCCUUGGGACAAGACCGGUUGAACCUCUGGAUUGGCCUACACGGUUUUGUGAGGUAGUCGAUACGGGUCUUAGGGAUCAGGUGGUUGAGAUGUUUAGUAAUCCAAAAACUCGGAUGUUACCGGGGCAGAAGAAGGAAAACUUUCGGUUGAUUGCAACAGGAUAAAGAGCAUUGUAUCUUAAGAAGGGUAAGGAAAUUUUUUUUUUAAAAUUUUUUUUUUUCCUUAUAGUUGGUUGAUGAUGUGAUACCAUGUAAAGACAAAUGGAUUAGUUGAUUAGUCUUCAUAUACUAGAAUAGGAAAAGAGAGCGAGAAAUAAGAAAUACAAAACAUAUGGUUGCAAUGA